AUGGGCAAGAAGAGUCAUAUCGACGUCGUCUCCUCGGACUCGGACUCAGAGUCCUCUCUACCGUCUUCGCCCCGCCGCAGCUACCGUGAGAGGCGGUCUCACAAGAGGACACCAAGCACCGCGCCCCGACGAUUUCAUGCUCCCGCACCUCAAGCCGCCGCCGCCGGAGGGGAUACAAAAGAAAAGAAGAAAAAGUCAAAGACUACACCACAGGAAGGCAUAGACAAGAUUUGGGAGAGAUUUUCACAGAAGAAGUUCAGUAAAGCCUUGACGGUGCUUCCUUCCUCUCCCACCUCUGCGUCAACCUCGAUCGAGCGCGGCAAUGAACUCCUGGGCGCCGGCUACGAGCGUGCUGCCGAGGAAUGCAGGCGCAGAGUGCGAAAGAUCAUUUCCGAGUGCAAGAGGAUUAACAGUCGCUAUCGCGACCCUGGCUGGGAUAUUGACUGGGAUUUCAAAUGGGAGAAAGGCUAUUGCUUGAAUAGUCUGGGGUCGAGCAGGUUCAAAAUCUGUGACUCUAAUCUUGCUAGUCCCUCGGCGAACAUCCCCAAAGCCGUCAAACGCGUGCACGAGAUCUUCAAGAAGCCCACCUUCAUGGAAAACAUCCUCCCUGGAGAUAUCAAGCAGGGUAAUCUCGGAGAUUGCUGGCUCAUAGCGAGCUUGACGGGCUUAGCCAAUGUGCCAGGCGGCAUCAAACGAAUCUGCGUAGAAUAUGACACCAAGAUAGGAAUCUAUGGCUUCGUUUUCUACCGCGACGGGGAGUGGAUCUACUCCAUCGUGGACGACAAGCUUUUCCUCAAGUCACCGUGCUGGGACUCGAAGUCCAUGCAGCGAGAGAUGUUGAAGCAGAUCGACCGAGAAGACGUUGAAAGUGUCUACCGCGAGACAUACCAGACCGGGUCAAAGGCCUUGUUCUUUGGGCAGAACAAGGAUCAGAACGAGACAUGGGUCCCGUUGCUGGAAAAGGCCUACGCCAAGGCACACGGCGACUACGGCAGCCUCCACGGGGGUUGGAUCGGCGAAGCACUCGAAGACCUGUCAGGGGGCGUCACCACAGAGCUUCUCGCGAGUGACAUUUUCGACACGGAUGCAUUCUGGGACAACGAGCUGAGCAAGGUCAACCAGGAAUUCCUCUUCGGCUGCUCCACCGGUCUGCUUGACGGCGGAUAUGGUGAGCGAGACGGAAUCUCCGAGGGCCACGCGUACGUUAUUAUGGAGGCGAGGACACUCAAGGAUGGUACGCGCCUCUGCAAGCUCAGGAACCCCUGGGGCCAGGUCAAGAAGGGCAAUUGGGAGGGCGCGUGGUCUGAUGGCUCCAAAGAAUGGACCACAGAGGUGAAGCAAGAGCUCGACCACACCUUCGGCAGCGAUUCAACUUUCUGGAUAUCCUACGAUGACCUGCUUCGCAAGUACCAGCACUUUGACCGCACCCGUCUGUUCCGGGACCCAGACUGGCGGUCGUGCCAGCGAUGGGCCGGGGUCGAGGUCCCUUGGAAGCCGCAGUACAACGAGAAAUUCCUCAUAAAACUUACCAAGGAGUCGCCAAUCGUCCUCGUCCUCUCACAGCUGGACACGCGUUACUUCCGUGGUUUGCAAGGACAAUACAACUUCCGCCUCCAGUUCCGACUGCACGAAGAGGGCAGCCCCGGAGCAGAGGACUACAUAGUCCGCAGCCAUGGGAAUUAUCUCAUGGACCGCAGUGUCUCGGUCGAACUGCCGAGCAUGCCUCCUGGAAAAUAUGUAGUAUUCAUCUCGGUCAUUGGCGAGCGAGACAACGGCAUUUGGAGCACAGAGGAGGUCAUUAAACAACAGUGCAAGGGACGGUCCCAGAACGAAAAGCUUGCCCAAGUCGGGGGAGCGUACGAUCUCGCCCAUUCGAAGGCUGCCAGGCACUUGAAGAUGUUAAGUGAAGUUCGGAAGAAAGCAGAGGGCAAGAAGGCCAGCGAGGCUCGGAUAAAAGAGCGGAGGAAAGCCUGGGAGAGGCGACAGGUAGGACGAGAUGUAAAGGCAAAGCAGGCGAAGAAGAACGAGGAAAAGAAGCAAAAGCUGAAGGCGGAGAAGAAGGCCAAAGCCGAGGCUGAGAAGAAGGCCAAAGCCGAGGCUGAGAAGCAAGCGGCGGAGACAAAGGCCGAAGAAGAGAAGGCUGCAAAGGAGGCUGCAGACAUAAAGACCGAGAUCAAGGACUUGACAGAGCAAGCGAGACAGUUGGGAGCCGGUGUUGACGCCGAUAAUGCUUCGGUUGCAUCAAGCUCGUCUACCGGCACAGCACAAAAUACGCCACAGGAUAGUCCACGGACUGAGCCUGCCCAGCUCAUUUCCAACGGUCAAGACAGGGUGGAAAUCCCCCCAACCUCCAUCAAGACGGCCCCUGAUACUCUCUCGGACGCGAGCAAGCCUAAUUUCACUGUCAAUGAACCCCAGGCUGCAGCAGGGAACAAGCCAAUAGAGCUCAAGAUCCAAUGUUGUUCCUGCAGCAACAAGAAGGCAUCCUCGCCAGCAGCAGACUCGGAUGGAUACUCGUCAGACUCUCCCGUCGAAGAUUACGAGAACCUGUACGAGGACGACGACACCACAAGCGCCCUGCUCCCAGCUCCUCCAAUCACGCCCGCGUCCGCAAAAUCCAAAGACGACGAUUCUGACGACGAGGACGCCGACACUCCUGACCCAUGGAACGCCAUCGCAAUCGUGGGCUUCAGAGUUUACUCAAAGGAUGAGGCCCUAGAAUUGCGCGUCAUCAUGGAAGGCGGCCUCUUGGAGCAAGAUGGGAUGGGGACACUUGGUGAGGCUGACCUGGACAACGGAGUUGCCAAUGCCAGCGGCCAGCAUGUCACGCAGGUGGGUGGAGGUAUGGAUAAAGCUGAAACCUCAGGGGCUGGGGGAACAGAUGGGGGUAAAGAAGGCGACAGCUCUUCGGUUGAUGGGGACCGCGUGGCCCACUACCCGAUCAUUAUUGAGAGAAAGACCUCUGAGUAUGGCAGGGUCAUGGAAGAUGAGGGCAAAGGCGAUGAUGGAACAGUUGGGGCUAUUAAGGGAGCCUGA
Diaporthe batatas is the source of this 3036-nucleotide messenger RNA. RefSeq lists its product as uncharacterized. NCBI's taxonomy places the organism in Eukaryota, Fungi, Ascomycota, Sordariomycetes, Diaporthales, Diaporthaceae. Gene Ontology annotation, biological process: proteolysis. Gene Ontology annotation, molecular function: calcium-dependent cysteine-type endopeptidase activity. Gene Ontology annotation, cellular component: cytoplasm. The coding region runs from base 1 to 3036 and encodes 1011 amino acids. The transcript is spliced from 4 exons. The record is from RefSeq and is a predicted model, not a curated record.